Messenger RNA from Stomoxys calcitrans (stable fly), 19187 nucleotides. It is a transcript of the gene Larp4B, whose product is annotated as la-related protein Larp4B. The transcript has 11 exons. The coding region runs from base 1400 to 7009 and encodes 1869 amino acids. Gene Ontology annotation, molecular function: mRNA 3'-UTR binding. Lineage: Eukaryota; Metazoa; Arthropoda; Insecta; Diptera; Muscidae. Gene Ontology annotation, cellular component: cytoplasmic stress granule; cytosol. The record is from RefSeq and is a predicted model, not a curated record. Gene Ontology annotation, biological process: positive regulation of translation.
UUGUAAAAACAGGGCGAAAGUUAAACGGUGACGACGACGACGAGUCGACUUAUUCAAUGGUCAAAGAAAAAAUACUUUUCGGGAAAUCACUGUGAAAAAUUAUUAAAUAUUAUGUACUUCUUGAAUCUGACAAGAAUUUGCAACACAUCAAGUGAAUAGAUACAAUUUACAAGUGUCAAUAAAACUAUUUUACUGCAAGAAAUAAAUAUCGGUGUGAAUUGUACGUCGUGUGUGUAUGAGGAAAGAAAAAAUAUUUGUGAAAAAAGGUGGUGGUGAAUUUGCAAAUUAGAAAAAAGUUAUUCCACAAAAUCCCACAACAACAAGAAGUAAUAGAAAAAAGGAGAGGCAAUAAAACCGAUGCAGAUACAUAUGUUGUAGGCAUAGAUAGAAAAGAAAUUCAAAAGAAAGAAGAUUUAAUUAAACAUACAAAAAAUUAAUAACUUUUCGAGAAAUCCGGAAUCACCUCACAAAUACAAAGUAAAAUAAAAAAGAAACCCAUCUGAAAAAUUACAACAGUCAUUGGGCAAGCGAAGAAAGGAAGAGGGAUAAUAGCAAAAUUGUAUUUCGGAUUUGACAUUUACACACAAACGAAAACGACGACGACAACGGCGAAUAGCACAAAAGAAGAGGCGAAAAAAGAAUACAGUGCACAAAACAUCGAAUAAAAUGUCGAACGCAAGCAGAAAAAUGGAAAUCAAAUAAAGUAUUGGCCGAAAAAAAUUGCAAACAUUUCAAUUUCGUCAAAGCUUUUCGCGGAAUAUAAAAGUCCGUGUUGAAAAUCGGAACAAUGUUUUUUGUUUUUUGUUGAAUAAUUGAUUGUCACAAAGUAAAGUCUGUGCAAUAGAGAGAACUUGCAAAAAAAAGACUUGAAAAGUUUUUCUUUGAGGGUACGUACGUACGACGAUCGUACGUACACCCGUGUAGUUCGUCGUUCGCCAAGUAGCAUCAAAAUCAAACGAAUCAACCAGCCAGCCAACAACCAACCAAGCGGCAGAAGCAGAAAUAUCAGCAGAAGCAGCAAUUUAGUCGCCAGCUGGACGGACGGCCACUGGCACUUUUUCUUAACCAUUUUUGCUAUUUUGCCACACAGCACUCACAAGUACAAGUCAAGUUGCGGCGUGGUGGUGGAGAGAAGGUGCAGGGUGCAGCAGCAGCUGUAGCAGCAAAGGAAAUAGAUUUAAAAUAAAGUGAAAAGCAAAGCUCCACCUAAAAGCUACGAAAAUAUCACAAUCAUUGUUAUUAACAACAACACCAACCAUCAUUGCAAAUAUUUCUCCAAUGAGCAACCUUUUGCAUUAAGGGCAUUACAGAGCGUUAUAGCGAAAAUCAAAAAGACAGAAAAUUUGCAUAUAUUCUUCCUUUCUUCGAGUAAAUCUACCACCCAACACAACGACUCACAAUGGAUUAUUUUAUGGGAUCUAUAGGAGGUUUUGUUUACAUGAAUGGGGAUGCAGUGAAGAUACAACAACCAGUUGCUACCACCGUCUAUACAAAUGUUCCUGUUGAUACGGCAAUGUUAGCGACCAAUAUAUACGGUCAACCUACACAAUUGGCAGCUCCGGCCGCAACACACAUCCCAUUGAUAGCAACAGCCGCUGGUCCGCAGCCAACCCAUCAUCAAGCUUUACAAGUCGCCCCGGCACCGGGUCAACAUCAGCCGUUAAUUGCCCAUACAGCGGCCACACAUACGCAACAGCCCACAUUACAAACAGUACAGGCAGCAGCCGCCGCCGCUGCUGCAGCUUCUGCAACACCGCAAGCACCACCACCUCAUCAGUUGCAAGGUCAUCCACAACAAUCCCAUAUACAGUACGCCCAUCAAGCCCCCAUGGCUGCUGCAGCGGGUCAAGGGCCGGCCGUUACAACAACAACGAUUGAUAACACCGAAUAUACAGUGAUGAAUGGAGAUGGUACAGUUGUUUGUUAUAGUCAAGACGACUUGCCGGUAGGCGUGAGUGUGGGCGUCGGUCCACCGGGUGCAACGAACUUAGUUGCUGUUGAUCAAAUGUCUGGCACACCUGUUACAUCAGCAACGGCCCAACAACACAAUGCUCAUGCUCAACACCAUGUGAUUCUUACCAACGUUCCGCCUCCAACGUCCCAACAACAACAACAUGCGAUAGUACAACAACAGCAGCACCAACAGCAUCAGCAUCAGCCUCAACAGUCUCAGCAACAACACAUUGGUGGUGGUGGCAGUAACAAUGCCAAUAUGGCCAACAGUAAUAACAAUAAUAACGUCUCCUCAGGCGCAAGUGGCAAUAGCGGAGGUGGAGAUAGCAGUACAAUGUCCUUGGAGCAAUUGAAGCAAUCUUUAGCCACGCAAUUGGAAUAUUACUUUUCAAGAGAAAACUUAGCCAACGACACAUGGCUUUUAUCUCAAAUGGACAGCGAUCAAUAUGUACCUAUAUGGACAGUGGCCAAUUUUAAUUUGGUUAAAAAGCUAACCAAAGAUCUUAAGUUAAUAACGGAAGUUCUUAGGGAAUCGCCAAAUGUGCAAGUCGAUGAAGAAGGCCUUAGAGUAAGACCAAAUCAUAAACGAUGCAUCAUUAUUUUACGUGAAAUUCCAGAUUCGACUCCGGUUGAAAGUGUUAAGAACAUUUUUAACAGCGAGAACUGUCCACGGGUACUGUCUUGUGAAUUUGCUGGUAAUAAUUCCUGGUACAUAACAUUUGAGUCUGAUGAUGAUGCACAAAAAGCUUUUAAGUAUUUAAGAGAAGAUGUUAAAGAAUUUCAGGGCAAGCCUAUAAUGGCUCGUAUGAAAGCAAAACCAUUUAUACAUAGAUUACCAAUUGGUCCCGUGUCCGCAUUGAAAAAUGGAUACCGUUUAACUUCGCCACCAGCGAAUGUUUACGAUCCAGGAACAGCUGCAUCGGCGGCUGUAGCCUAUAGUGCAGCCCCUCAACGUUUUGUGUAUGCAGCAAAUGGCGCUGCAAUGACUCAGCCACCGGUUCCUUACAAUGGACAACUUUUAAUCCAAUUUCCACAGCAACAAUUUUUCUCCGGCAUUGUGGCACCUUGGCCAACGGCGGCUGCUGCCGCUGUAGCAGCAGCCGCAUCUUCAGCUCACGGCCAAAAUUUUUAUGAGAUCGGCAAUGUGUUUGCGGCUAAUGGGUUGCCUCCUGCAGUACCUGCAUACAGCACUACAUCUCAACCACCAACUGCGACUCCUGGUUUAACUGGAAGCACGAAACCGCAAAGCGGUGGUGGAAGCGGUGGUAAUAGCAGCGGUGGUGGCAGCAGUCGUUACAAUAAUAGUCAUCGAAACAAUUCGAGCAACACAGGAGGAAAUUCAGGCGGUGGCCACCGAAAGCAAUCGCGUAAUGCAAAUAUGCAACUGCAACAAGCUCCACAACCUCAAUUAGCUGGAAGCAAUAUAAUUGUAUCCAGCGUCAGCGUCGGAGGCACUGGUGGUUUAGUGAGCGUAAUGCCAGCAGCUAUUGUUGAUCCACAUCAGCAACAACCAAUGGCACAACAGCAUCAAAUGCAACAACAACAACCCCAACAAACGACUACAAGUCAACAGCAGUCUGUUUCGCAGCAAAGCAGUAAUACCAGACAUUACUCCAGCAUGAAGUCUAAUACAGGUGGCAUUUCAAAGUCAUCAUUAGAUAAGUCCUAUGCUGGUGGAAAUACGGGUGCAAUUACCAAUCAUCACCACUACAGUGCCCAGAAUCAAGCUACUCAUCACGUACAAACACAACAGCAAGCCCAACAAAUACCAGCUGGCGCUGCAACGCAUAUACAACAGAGUCACUAUCAAAUGCCUUCCUCAAACACACAAAGCGGUGCAAUGCAACAUACUUCCUAUACAGCUCAUUCGGCACCCACUGUUUCGGCUGCACAACACCACCAUUCGCAGCAACAGCAGAUGCACCAGCAACAACACGAAUUGCAAGAAGAUGUUAGUGAAGUUAUGCACCAAACACAGGUGCAGCAUGUCCAGCAACAGAGUGGUGGCGGGGGUGGCAGUGGUGGCCAUCACCACAAUCAACGAAACAAUAUCACAUCUUCCUCCGCAUCUUUGGCCAAUUCAGUUGGAGGUAGUGGUGCUGUCAGUAAAGACCCUCCACAUUGGUCUCAGUCGAGACCUAGACGGAGAAGACGCGAUGAUGAUAACUCUGGCAUGAAUUAUUCUCCAAAUAAUCGCAUUGGCGGUGGGCAAUCAUACAAUUCGGGACAUCAUUCGCAACAAGGUGGUAAUACCGGCGGCGGCGGCGGAGGAACGGGCAUGUCUUCUGCUCAGGGCGGCGGGCAUCAUCAUUCAAAUCGAAGUGACAUCAGUGGUGGUGGUCAUCAUGGUGGCGGUGGUGGUGGUGGUGGUGGUGGUGGUGGAGGCUAUUCGUCCCAUCGCAAUGACAAUGAACAUCGUGGUGGUUACAAAGGUAACAAUUACAAUCCGCAUUAUAAUAGUGGUACCGGAGGCCAUCACCACUCCUCGAACACUUCGUCAUCUCAUCAUCAUAAUCAACAUCACAGCAAUGCAACAACAUCUGGUUCCUCUCAGCAACAAACGCAACAGCAGCAACAACAUCAUUCUUCUUCCGCUUCAUCAUCAUCUGCACAUCAUCAAAUGUCUUCAUCCACUUCGCAUCAUUACAAUCCGCAUCAUCACAACAAUGAAGGUGGUGGUGGUGGAGGUGGUGGAGGUGGAGGAGGUGGAGGUGGUGGGGUUAGUAGUGGACGUGAUGUUGGUGGUGGACGAAACUAUGAAGGUGGCCGCCAUGCUGGAGGUGGUAGUUCAUCUGGUUAUUCUGGUAAUAAUGAUCGAUCUGGUGGAGGUCAUGGUGGCGGUGGUCGACACCAUGAUAACUACCAUCAUAACAGCCAUCAUCAGGGGGGUCAUCAUCAGCAUCACCAUCAUCAUCAACAACAACAACAGCAGCAACAGCAAAAUGUUGCACCACCACAGCCGCCGCAAUUCGAUUUAGAAGCAGCUGCAUUUCCACCACUGCCAGCCACCUCCUCAUCAGUGGCCUCUAGUAAUGUUGCUUCAGCCGGUGGCUCAAAUAACAGCAAGCAAACUGCCAAUACGCAGCUUCAACAACAGCAACAACAACUACAAGUGAGUUUAAAUGAUGCUACAACAUCUGCCAAUAACAACAACAUGACUAUCAAUAGCAAUAAUAAUAGUAGCAACAGCGGCAACAACGCCACUGAGCAGCAACAAAUACACCAUCAACAGCCACAACAACAACAACACCAGCAGCAGCAGCAGCAGCAACAACAACAACUUCAACAGCAGCCAAAAAACGUCAAUACUCAACCCUAUCACCAGCAACAUCAGCAAUCUCCGCAAUCAAAUAUAAACAGUAAUGCUCCGAUGCAACAAAAUAGUUCCUUAAGCGGUUCGGGAAGCAGCGGCACUAAUGGUGGUAGCGGUUGGUCUGAAAAUCGUUUAGCUGAUGUAGUGCGCGGCAGUAGCAACAACAAUACUGCCGGAGGACCCGGUGCUAGUAGUGGUCUUAAUAGUGGUAAAAAGAUUCGCAAAGAUUCUGGCCACAAUAAGCAACAAUAUUACUAUCAACAGUCGCAACAGCAGCAGCAGCAGCAACAACAUCAGCGUGGCAAUGCUGCUGUUAGCCCCACACCCAGCAAUAAUGCUGCAGCAAUAGUGAACACAAAUAACAACAACACCAACACCUCAACUUUCUUAAAUACACCCGCCAUAGAGAACGCUACUAAUUCAGACGAUAGUAAACGCGACCAAAUUGUCGGAAAUAAUAACAAUAUAAACAAAUCAUUGACAAAUAAACAAAGUUCUAAUAAUGCUAAUAACUCUCCAACUGUGAUAAAGUGUGUAACACAACAAAACAACAAUACAACAAUUAUUAAGGCCAGCAAUAAUGUUGCCGCCACGUACAUUGCCCCCUCCUCCUCAUUACCUGUUGCUACAGCAGAAACCGCAUGCGGUAGCAGUGGUAGUAUCAUCGGUGGCAAUGACACAACUACUAAUCCCAAUGACAAAACUAACAAGACUGAAGAAUAUUUGGUAUAUGCCAUGGAUAAACCAAUAGCAAGUGGGAAUAGUGGUCAAAAUAUGAAAACACCAUCAGCAGGUGCAUAUACGGCACCUGCGACGAGUAAUAGUUUCAGUCCAAGCGGUGACGAGCGCAAUGCUAAAAAUGUUGGAUCAUCGAUUACAACAGCUGCGGCGGUGUGUAGUGUUGCCACAAUGACAACUAGCCUUGCCGAGUGUAAUAUAAAUAACCAUAAAAAACCCCCUGCCAUUGCAGCAUUAAUUGCCAAAAAAGAAUCGCCAAAAGAAGCUACCAAGCAAAAAAAUGCCUCCACAUCUACUAACUCGACAUCUACGGAAAAUUUAGCUGCCGCCAUACCAUCAUUGAAUACUGCAAGUGCUGCAACUGUCUCUGCUACGGGAGGAUCUUCGGCUUCUCGACUUAGUUAUGCUCAGGUGGCCCAACGCAAAGAUGACAAUAACAGCAAUACGUCAUCAAUUGGGAUAACUUCAUCGCCCGUAGCUGUAAAUAAACAAGAGAUAAGUGGCACACCUUUGUCAACCUCUACAGCGAACCAUACUUCCCCCAUUACCACCAUUGUACAUAGUAACGAAAAGACUAUACCUUUAUCUAUUAGUUCUACAUCUGGUAAUUGUAGUAGUGGCUCCACGAACAAUAACGCUAUCGGUAGUGUUAGUGGUGCAAAUUCCUCAGGUGCUGGUGCUGCGUCGUCAAGUCUAACAACUAGUGCUGUGAACUGUGGUGGCAAUGUAUCAUCGGUGAUGUUGCGCCCCGAAAAUUCCAAAGAAAAAGAUGCCACUCGUGAAAAUCGUCAAAGCACAGGAAGUAAUGCUAGUAUUGGUGGCGGUAGUUUGAAUAGUAGUAGUAUAAAUAGCAACACAUUUAUUGCAUCUAACCGCAAUCAACGUGUUGAUUCCAAAGACAUGAAAAGCCCUCAUACUCGUGAACGCACCGAUACUAUUGAAAGUAGUAGCAGUAGUUCCGUAAACGGUCGUAAAGCCAAUAGAAAUAAUAACACUAAUAAUUAAAGAACUUAAAUGAAACGUCCUAAUAUAGUUGCAGAAUUAAAUGAAAUAUUUGUUUUUCAUAACCAAUCGAAAAAAAAGAAAAUCAAAGAAUAUCCAUUCUUAAGCAAAUGCAUACAAAAGAAAACUGAUUGGCAAUUUCUUUAUUGGCGUCGUUCGAUUUUGUUGGUCAAUGCAAGUAAAUUUAUGGAAAAAUAUACCCAGAGAGUAUAUUUUGCGAGCCUUCAAAUGUCGGUUAAGAUCCCAACUGCACAUUAGAGUACACCACCAAUAAACACACAAAUGAUUGUGACAACAUAAUGCCAUUAAUCGUAUAAUGUUAAUCUCUCAAAAAGAUCAAUUGUGAUCUUCUUUUCUCCCUUUUUUUUAUUUUUUUUUUUUUUGCAAAUAUGAACAUAGUUUUUGUUGAGUUUGAAACUUUUGUUUUGUUAAAAUUUUAAAAUAUCUUGACGAAUAUUAUAAGCUGGACUAUUUACACAAGUAAACGACAAAAGAACUAUUAUUACUACUACUAUCAAUAACACUAUAUUAACCACUUCUACUACUAAACAACUAUUUGUCAGCUAAUGAGAAAACCAAUUGCUACCACUUCGUUGAAAUGUCACUGAUAAAUGUAUAUCAUCUAUAAUUGAAAUUCACAGCGCAUAAUUGCAUUAUGUAGCAAGCUAAAUGUAACUACUAUAGAACAUGUCUCCCUGUACUGAGAAGUGAUUUCCCUCUAUGAACGUUAUAAGCCAUUUCACAGAAUGCGGAACGACGAUGAACAUAAAUACUUAAAGGUAUAUUAUAUGUCUACAUCAAAUGGAUUAUUAAAUCACAAUUUUUAUAAAAAAAAAACAGAGGAUAAAAAGUUUGUAUCAUAAACAAGGACCAGUCAAGUAAUAAUAAACUGUUUUUUAUUAUUAUUAUCAUUAUUAUUAUUGCUAUUACUAUUAUUAUUCUAUUAUAGGUAUAAUUUAAUUAUAUAGUCUAUUAUAAAACAGAGAAGAAAACAACAAGAAAGCAACAAAUUUGUAUGAAUACAAAACAAACACGAACGUAAAUUGAAUUUACAAAACAUAACAACAACAACAUUUUAAUAAAGUGAACUAAUGUACAUAAUCAUUGUACGUAUGUUUGUGUAUAUACAUACAUAUAUAAGUAUAUGUAUAUACAUACACACACACAUGUGUAAACAAAACAUAUAUAUAUACAUAAAUGCCAAGCUGGGCAAAACAAGCAACUAAUGCUUAUUAGUUUGAAUGAAUAUUAGUUUUAUUUUUUUUUAUUGAAAAGGAGGAGGACAAACAAGAUAUACAAAGGACAACACAAACAAAAUCUUUUUUUUGUUCAUGUGUAGUUAGGUAGUUUUUGACUUCAAAAAAUUUACUUAUUUUACCAAUAGGUCCUAAGUUUAACAAUGAGUUACGUAUAUACAUGUAUAUUUUUAUUUUCAAACUGCUACAAAAUAAAAAAAUGGUUACAAAGAGAACGAUUGUCGAAUCGAUUGUAGCAGAAACAGCAGUUAGGGAAAAUGUACAUAGCAAAAAUGAUGGCUAAAAAUUAUAAAAAAAAAAAUUAGUUUUAGCGUUUUUUUUAUUUCGAUCUUUUAGUUCAUUUAUUAUAAUUUCCUUUUGCUUAUCAGGCAUACAUAAAUUCCCAAUCGGACAUAAAUAGUAAAAUCCAUUUUUAAAAAUAUAAAUAAAAAUAAAUACAAAGAAAUUGGGGUAAUUAUUUUCUUGUCUGUCUGUGCUUCUUUUUAUUUAGUUUCAAAAAUCUUUAUGGGAUUUCAACAGGAAAUUCUCCAAAUUUAUACUAUUCUGUUCAAUGCUUCCAUUCAAAGAACACCAUGCAAUAGAACAGUAAAAGUGUUUGAGUUCUUUGGGCGCUAUUAUUCUUUCUUUUUAUUAAAGCAGGAAACAUAAUGGCCUACAGCUGGAAAAUAUUCAGGCCAUUGUUUGUUUUUGUUUUGCUAAACCAGAGAAAUUUAGGGUGAAGAAAUUUGUUUUUUUUUUCGAAUUAAUCGACAAAAACAUUGAAUAUUAACAUGAAUUCUAAGUUUUUUUGUUUGCUAUAUUGGGAGGAAAUCGAGAGAAAUUAAGAUGAAGAUUUUUUUUAACAUAACCUUAUCUUACAAGCAUUCUAGAUUUUUAUAACAAAUUUGAAAUUGCGGAUUAUUGUAUGCACUGGACCCAUAAGUUACACUCUAUAUCCGGUCAGAAUCCCAAAAUAUUUUAUUUUUUCUUACAGAGUGUAUAUUGCAAUUUAUAAUAGCCUUAAAGUACAAUUUUUAGCCAAUUACUGGCUUCGGUACCGCACCACCUUUUCAAACGAACCUAGUAUCGCACACAUCACUAGAUGAUGCUUGCUUCUGUGUAAAAAUAAUUUAAAAGAAGCACAACGCAUAUGUCUUAAAGAUAUUGACGAAACAUUCUUCCAAGUUUUCCGAAGUGGGACUUAUAAAAUGGCUUUUUUUCUAGGGUUUCCAUUUCAACUGAACUUAAAUGUGCUCACAUUAAUAUUUGAUGCAUUUUGUUUUUGUAAUAACAAUUAGUCGGCAUCAAGGGAUAAAAAGUCGUUGUAAAUCAUUACAUUAGCCAUUAUUCAAAAAAAAAAAAAAAUCAGAGCUAAAUAAAAAAAAAUAAAAAUAUGCAUAUUUUGUUAAAAAAGGUUUAAUAGAAGUGUUGUUUUUGGAUUUUUGUUUGCAGACAUAUUUAGCCUUAAUACCUCUUAAUAUUUAAAUUUAAUUUUUUUUUGACUCAAUUUAUGAAUCUCACUAAUUUAAUUUUCUUGAAUUUUCGUGUUUUUCAUAUAAAUAAAUAAUUCUCAAUGGAAUUUUCGAAAAAAAAGAAUUAUAUAUAGUGCAGGGCUUUUUGAUUAUAAAAAAAAAGUUCACACAGGUGGCUACAAUUUUUCGUAGGAAAAUUGAAUUGGCUCAAACUAUAAAAUCCAUCUGCAAAAUUUAAAAUACUACAAAAUUCAACAGACUGGAUUGACCUACUGCUAAAGCCUCUAAAGUUGUGUCACUUUCAUCGCUGAUUCCUCCGAAUCUAUUACCAAUUCAAUUGAUUUUUCUAUUCAAGUGAGUGACACAAACUUAGUCGAUGUGGAUUUGUUAGUAGUGUUUCCUUGUCCCUUAUGUCGACUCGUAUGUUAUUUGCCCUUGGGAAUGUAUGUUAUGUGAGUGUCGUCAACCAAUAUAGUUUUUUUUUUUUUUAAAUAAUCCCAAAUUUCAAUUGAAUUUAAUUUUUGGUGCUUAAAAUUGUGUUGCCUGCUUUUCAAUGAGAAAAGCACUGCAUUAUUUCUGUUUUUCUUUUUAUUCUAUGAAAACUAGGGGAAAACAUUUGUCACCAUCGUUUAAAAGACUGUAGGCUUUUGUUUUUUUUUUAAUAGAUGAAGGGUCUGUUCUAGAUAAGUUUUCCUUUUUAAUUCUAUUCAUGUUUAGUUACUUUUCUAUUUGUUUUAAGGAUAAUAUCAAAAACUAUAUAAAUAUUUGUUUAUAUAAGUAUAUUACGAAAGAUACAUAAAAUUCUCUCAGUUUAAUGGUUUCACGUUCACUCUAAACAUACUUUACAUAUUUAAUAAUCAAAACAAUUAUUACUUAUUAUUACUAUCACACACUCAAUAUAUGAAACAAAGCAAACAAUACAAAUCACAGCACAGUGCCACUUCAACUACAACUUAAAUUUAAUAAGACACAAACUAAACUCGCUUUAAAAAAAAACAUUGUUUAUGUCAAUAAUAAUUUUUCAGAAGCAUCCAGGAAUAUUCACUACACAACCCUGUCCUCCCCCAAAGUAAAACAGGAAAAGCUUUUAAUGACGUUUUAUUUCAAUUUUCCUCUAACUCUCACUAACUCGUAAACAAAAAAAAAAAAAAACGCAAAAUGAGCAACGUCCAUUAAAGUUAAACUUUAUUUUAAAUAACCACAUAUAAAUACCUAAAACAGGCAGCACGAAACCCCUAAAACUUUAAUUAAAAAAAUGUUUUUCAUAUGUUAACCACAAGGAUAUUAUGGGCAAAUUUCACACAAUGAAAAUUUCUGUGCUUCUCCGUGUACAACAAUAGUUUAUUGUGCUAAAGAAAGGAUGAAAAUGAAAAUUUUUAACAAAAUGAUGCCAUUUUUUCAAGUUUUCACGUAGAAUACAAAGAUACACACAGUUUUUUAAUAUUAAAUCACAAUGCAAGAGUUACUUCCUAGGCCUUAGUUCCUUUCGGCGGAAUAUUUAUUUUGUAGGUAGCUUAUUCCCUUCAAACUUCUAAUGUUACCUGCAAUGUGCUACAUUUUAAUUUAUUCUCAAAAAUCUUGCUGUAUACAUACAUUCUGAUGUAGGAUAUAACAAAAAAGUUUAAUUUUCAACAGUAAAUUUUAAUGAGAAAUCUUUUCUUUUUGAAAACUGAGGCACUUUUCUUCAUAUUAUUUUUGUGCUUAAAAGAAGAAGAUGAACUCGCCGUAGUCCACAGAUUUCCAAAUUAAGAUUAACAUUAACAAUAAAUGCCUUGACCGGAAGUUAAAAUUAGUAUAAAGUUGACAAUUUUUGUCAGUUUUAUUCGAUAUCGGCGUCUUAAACGUUCAACUAUUAAAUAAGUUUCAAAAAACGUUUACAAUUCAAUGGAAGAAAUGGACAUUUCUAUAACAAAUUUGCCCGUUUGCAGCUCAACUAAAGUUGGUAUGAGACCAAUUGUACUUGUUGAAAGGCUAGUGCUAGUGACAAGUGCAAGUCACAUGUAGUGUAUGGAUUUCCAGGCCAAAGUUGUACUGGAUGGUUAUCGAUAUCAAAUGCUAACAACGAAUACCAUGCGAUCUGCACAGUAAACCAAUUAAAUAAAAGACGGCAAUUAUGUUAUGAUAGGAAAAUCAAACUUAUGUCCGUUUGAGUUCUAAAAUAUCUGUCUUAUGAGAGUUUCAAGAAGAUCAUCUCCGUGAAAUGAUAAGCCUAUGAAAAUCCUUGGGUUAAUUAUUUCAAUGUAUUUUAUAAGAAAGUUGACGAUGAUGUGCCAUUAAAAAAAAACCCCUAUUCAAAUCCUAGUUAACCAUUGACCCUAUGUUAUGAUUUUAUUUUGAUCGAAAACUGCUGCAUAUAAAAUUUAAAUUAUUUUACUUCAAGAUAAUACUACUGGUCCGCUUUGUGUACAUAUUUAAUAAAGUAUGUAUAUAUAUAUAUAUAUAUAUAUAUAUAUUAUAAUAUAGAACACACACAUAUACACACAGCCAAACACAACAAGCCCCAUAGAAAUAGUUAUAUAUAAAAAAUUAAAUAAAAUAAAAAGGGUUCAAGUAGUAUAUACAUACAUAUAUAUAUAUAUAUGAAUAAUUUUACUCCUAAAUAAAAAAAGACUACAUCCUUUUUGUGAAUUCGCCUAAAAACAUUGAUGAAGGUUUGACUAAUUUUUAUACUACAUACAUAUAUAUUCCUUUUUACCAAUGAUCCUACAAUCCAUUAUUAUAAUUUCUAUGUUCAACUAGAAGCGUAUGUACCUUGAAUAUUAAGAAUCAUCAUAAAACACACAGAUUUUGUUUUUUUUUUUAUGCAGAAUUUAAGAGGGAAUCUCAUUCUUGGCCUUGCUUUGCUGAAACACCAAUAACUAUGUAUGUGUGAAUGUAUGAAUGUGUUUGAGGGGAAUAUAAAAGAUAUUUUAUGAACUAAGCCAAGGUCCACGUAUAGAAAACCACACGAACUUUUUUACCCAAUGCCUAAAAAUGCAUAAGCAAUCUUUGUUGAAGCAUUCUUUUUUUGUUAUUAAAUUUGUUCUCUUUAAAAACUAAAACUAAACAAAAGUGGGAUAUUAGUUAAAAGAAAUGUAAGAAAUUGUUAACAUAUAUCAAACAAAUUUAAAAAAAAAACUUCGCAAAGCCCAGCCAAAGGGUGCAUAUAGCCUUUGCUAUGGAUUGCAUUGGUCAAGUCGUACCACAUUUUAAAUGGAUGUUGAAAUUCUGGAAAUUAUUGUGAGGUCUUUAGCUAUAAUAAACUUCUCUACAAAUAAGUGUUUUUAAACGGCACGCCAUGCGGACUUGGUAAUAGAAAGGUGAUCAAUUUUUACCAACGAAUCAAUAUCUAUCUAUAACAAAAUUCUGCUGUUUUCUGUGUUUCUUCUGUUAUUGAAAAGACUUUUUUAUACAUAGUGACUUAUCCAGCUUGGAGCGCUUAUAGUAUGAGUUCAUCACAUUAUUCCUCCAUAUAUAGAUGUAGCCUCCGUGCUAGCUGUGAAGUGUGCUUUUUGAUAUACUUAAGUCGUAUACAUAAAGUCGGUUACAUUCGGUAGAUUCUAACAAUCCCCUCCGUAAAUAUGAAUUAUGCAAUAUAUACUUGUUAUUGGUGUUCCUACAUUUAUGUUGUUUCUGUAUUGUUUUUAAUAUCAAUUCCUACAACAUCAGUAUUUCUAAAUUCAAAAUUCUAAAAUUUAUUUACAUUAUAAAAAAAACCUUGUAAGCUGCUAUAACUUUGGCAUGUUUAAAUGGACUUAUUAAAUUGCUUUUUUUUUUGUAAGUAAAUAAAGGCUUACAACCUAUUUAAGUCAUAUGUUUUAUUCGUUUUCGUUUUUAAACAGAAAAUCAAGUUUUCUCGUUUGUAUCCUAACAAAAUGUUUUUUGGACAAAAAAAUUCAGUUGUAAAAAAACACAAUAUUAAGAAUUGAAAAACAAAACGUAAUUGCUAAAGUGCCUACAAUAAAAUAAAAUGAAAAAAAAAUAGUAUAACAUUGUAUAUAAAAAUAUUUAUGAUAAGGUUUUUAUUUAACGCUAAUUUCUUUGCCACUAUGCACUUAAAAUAAUGUGUUUAGAGAGCAAGUUUAUUAAUCUUUUGUUCAUGUUAUAUUUUGUUUCCCUCCUUGUUUCCUUUGUACUUCUUCAUACAAAAAAAAAAAAUAGUUACAUAUAUGUAUUUAUGCCUUAAAUAUAAUACAUACUGUAAACAUAAUACGUUGUAUAUAGUAGACUAUGGUAUCUAGAGUAGGAACAAAACAAAAAAUCUUCCAUUAUUUGUUUACAUCUUAUAUGCAUACACACUACAUACUACAUAUAAUCACCAUCAUCAAUCGCCUUUCAUUAUUAUUCUUCUAUUCUUGAGUAAUUGGGUAACUUUAUUCUUGUGUUUCAUUACAGAUAUGUUAUUUUUUUAGAAUUUGAUUUAAUUUUUUUUUAAACUACUUUCGCCAUACCAAGUUUAAAGCAAAAAAAUUUAGUUAUGGAAAGAGAAAUCUUCAAAUAAAAAACGGUUAUUUAAGUUUGGAAUAAUGCACAUUUACCAAAAUUAAUUGAUUGAUUUAUGUAGGUAGUAGUGUAUACGAAACAUGCAGUAAUGCGCGAAAAUAUAAGGACAGUGGCUAGGCAGACAAAUACAGGAUUCUUAAGCGUGUCAAUUUAUACCUACAUCGAUUGUUUAAAGUAACUUUUUUUAAUACGUGUAGAAUGCAAAAACAAUUUCUGUUACGAAAAUUUCAAACAUGUGCUGUUUUGAGUUACGAAUGUUGCCAAAUUGUAUUCUAACAGCUUACUAGUAACUUAACUAUCUCUUGUGGUUCAAAAGUGCUUGGAUCAUGGUUCAGUUCUGGCGAACCGAAACUGGUAUAACUACAUAACGAUCCCCCUUAUUCCGGUUGGCGAUGGUGUCAUAGACGAAUGUUACAAUUUUUUACAAAAUGGUAUUAUGGUUGUCGAAGACGAAAAUUCCUUUACAUUGUUGAUAUCACAUAGGUCGAAUUCGACUGUCAAAUUAGACGGAAACGAUAGAUAUAUGAGUUAAUUGCAUUCUAAACUACAUUGCGCCUGUUUGUCGUAAGAGUUUGUAACCUACUUUUAUAUUAAUUUUUUUAUAUACCACAACAUUUUUCUAUUAUUAAACUUUCGAUGGCAAAUAAGUUGCAGAAUACCACGAAAUGUAAAAUUCGCCUCCGUCUAGGACUGCUGUUGAUUUUCGGCUUCGACAACGGGAAUAAAGGUGGAUAUUACACAGAUUGUCCAUCGAAUUAAAAUUCGGAGACUUCGGACGCCACUCUAGGACAGAUGUUUUAUGGCUUCUUUACCAAAGAGAGCUUAAGGCUCUUAUCCAUUCGGAAACUUUAUCUGACUUGCCUAUAGUCUUUAGAUAAUGCAAGGAUACAAUUCUGUAAAAUUUCAAUGUAACUUGUAGAUAUUGUGAUGGUUCUGUAUACGAUACAACAAGCCCACUCCAUUGUUUAGAAACAUUCCCUAAACCAGUGAUGGGCACACUAACACAGUUGAUAAUAAUAAAUUAUGUUUGUAUGAGGUGCAGUAAAUCCCGACCAAUGAACCAGGUGCAAAAUAGCAACAAUGUGAAAACCGAACGAUGUUACACGAGUUGCUUACACUAUCCUAUCCGUGUGCUGCUAAUAGAUUUCCUAUGCCCGCGGUCAUAGUAAUUUAUAUGCGGUUGUGUGUUGUUGCCCAUCUAUGCCCUACACCUUAAUAUUUACACCGACAUUUUUGACAGUUUAUACGGUCAAUCCCAUGGCAGCCGGUUGUAUGUACCGGAUUGACCCGAUGAAUUCCUUCAUCGGCAAGAGCUGCCGCCUCAGUGUACCACACGCUGCUACUACAACAACAGUUUAUACGGUGUAAUUGGGAUUUGCUGUGCCUUCAGCCGAUGUUAUCGCCUAUUUGGUUUAUUAAAAAUGAUUCUUAGUUAUCAGACCAAAGAAAGUUGAUAUUGCCAUUCUUCUCUUUUUAGAUGAAUCUAUUUUGAAAACAUAGGCAUACUUUCUAUUCACAAACUUUCAAUAAUUAAAGUUUUUCUAAGAAUAUAUACUAAAGUUUUUUUUUUUUUGUUUAGACGAUGUUAACAGAUUUUGUUUUGAUCGUUCUAUGUUUCGCCUCACAAGUUUCGGUUUGCUGACGCAAGUUUCCGGUUUGUGUAUGCACUGUAAGCAAUUCAGCCACUUUUCAAUAAUAAUUUCCUAAGUUUAGUAACUUUGACAUAUUUCUUUGUAACAGGGUUACAGUGCCUCGAUCCCCCUAUAUCUGCCUAGGUUGCAAGUAGAAAAACUUGAGUUAAAACAAAAUGUUAUACCUAAACUCUUGUUUUAACAUUCUAUGAACAAAUAACGGAUUUUUAUUCGCUUUGAGCAAACGUUUUAGUAAAUUUUGUACAUUUCUUAAACGAAUUGAUUUAAUGUCCCUAUUUUUAAGCAUAAACUAAAAUUUGACUUUUUGUGGCAAUAAUGCUUGCUUGCGACGAGAUAUCAGUACAUGUUUGACAUUUUCAUAACGGGAAUUGUUUUUGCAGUGUAUAUGCAAUAAAACAUUGCUAUAAACCAUCGAUCUAGCUCCCAUUUUACGCACUUUAGAAUCCUUUAUUUGUCUGUUGAGUCAUUGUCCCUGUUUUUUCGCACAUCACUGUAUGUAUGUGUAAUGCUUUCUCAUUAAAGUGUCACUAAAACUCAUUCCGUAUAUGGGUAUAACCGCGAACACACCUACGUGUAUGUAUUAGAUAAGCUGAAAAAAUAUUUGUGCUGUUGAUUUGCUAACUGAUAUCUCUUGUGGCGUUUUAUGAAAUAUGGUCACUCAGCUUGCCCUUUAAAUGUUAUACUACGAUGGUGGAUAAACCUUAACACCGAUAUUCACAAAACCUGAUGUGGAGUUGAUCUAGGUGUAUUUAACAGAUUUCCUUUAUUGAACUGUAAAAUAAACCUAUUUUAAGGCUUCAUCAAGUUUUGUGAAUAACAGUAAAACCUUUAAGUCAUUUUAAAAUUUGACAACUGUCUGAAUAGAGAGCCGGUGGUAUACGAGUAUGUUAGUACUAUAUAUAGGUAGUUCCAGUCAGAAAGCCGUCCAAAAUAAAAUAUACAAUUGAUCUGGUCGACAUAUUUUUUGUAUUAAGGAGGGUAUAACGACGUAUAAUCUUUUUUUAAAUCUAAAAUCCUAAAAGGGACUAUAUUUAAACCUUUAAUGUUGUCUGUUACAACUUUGAAGUGUCAGUUGCAACUAGUUUUUUACGCUCGUUUUUUUACUUUUGCGCCAAGCUAUCACAUAAAUCAAUCUAGUACAAAAGUUUAGUUAAACAAAAAAAAAAAAGAAAAAACUAACGAUGCAAAACUACAACUUCCAAUAUGUAUGUGUCCCCCAUAAUACCCAUCACUAUGUUUAACAUGUCCAUAACUGUGUCUUAAUAACGCAAUGGUCCCACUUCGAUAAUCCGUUUUUGUUUUCAAUCUAAAGACUUUGACAGAUUAAACCGCUUUGUUUACAUUUAUCGUGGCUAGAAAAAUGUUGAUAUGAAACUGGGUGAAUGUAAAUUUUAGGAAUCUCAAGAAUUGUGCUCUAGUCGAAUUUAAGUUCCUUGAUUUUCUGCGUUUCUUAUUCAAAUUCUUAAACCUACUUUCGUGAUGACAUCCAGAAAAUGUUAAGCAUAUGCCAAUAAACACUACACUCUCCCCCUCCGUUUCCUUACUUUCCACUCGUCAAUGCAAUACACUGCAUACACAGGGGACCAUCCGCUGUUUGUUGGUUGAUAUAAACCUAAAACAAAAUAGAAGAAACGUAAUGUCAACCUUUUGAACGGGAAGAGGUGGUAGUGUUGGUCCAAUCUGCUGGCUCAUGAAUUACAAAUGAUUGAGUUUAUAGAAAGUCUGGUAUGAAAUUGAAACACACACAUGAAAGUAUCGAUAGAAAAACGUAUCGCAACCAAUAUUUCGGGAAUGGCCAAGGCAAACAAGAGAGUUGAAUACAUUACACACCCAGAAACUCCUACACGGAGCCAAAAGGCCCAUACACUUGGUUGCUUCUUGCUACACUUCAAAUACAUGUUUUGACCAAUCUUUAUGCGCAAAACAUCAAGAGCUUCUGAUUGCUCAUCCGUCAACCAACAAAAUCUAAUGUGUUCAAUCGACCCCUCGCAGAAGUGGGCAGGUAGUACUGGCGGAGUGUUCCAUCCAUAAAUCGUCUUCUCACUACGAGUCGGUCUAUGGUCGAAUGAAUAUGAAUGAGAGAGAUUGUAGUCAUUCGCAAAUGAGUAGAUUAUAUUCGAAGUCUGACUCAGUAGAUAAACAGGAUACCCCUGUGGAGGAAACAUAGAUUUGUUGUUGCUCCCGGAUAUGUAGUAUAUACGCUUCUUGUCGAGGUUUAUCCGUUCCUUUUUACUGGUACUGGUGUGUUGUAAACACUCCGGAUUUGACGCUCAGAAAACAUUAACGAAUUGACUUUCAAAAAAUGCCAAAUUUUCCCUUUUCGCUCAAAAGCAAAAUAAUUGAAAAUAAAGUUUAUAUGCAGAGUUGAUAGUGGUAUUGCCACAAAAUUUUCUUCAAAAACAUUAAAGCUAAACCUUAAGAGCCAAUACGGCGGAUUGUGAAUAUGAAAAAUAGAUGUUAAGGGUUUCAUGCAUUUUUCUUUAGGGGAACUUUUAUAAAAAAUAUAUAUGUACAAUCAUAUCAAAAUGAAGAAACUAAAACGCCUAUAACAAGUGUAAUGUUGUUGGAAAAACGAAACAUUCCCAUUUCCCCAUAUCGCAAUGAAAAAUUCUUUCGCUCAAAUUGCUGUCAGAGUGAUGGGCACUUAGGGUUCCCCAAAAGAAACCCGCAUAGGCUUCGCUAGGAUUAAAUUCAAAAGAACUUUGGAAACUGGAGAGUAAAAAAAAUUAACUUUAAUAGCCCCUGGAUUUUGUUGUGUAUAUUAUUUAAUUAUCAAUAAUUUUAAUUUGUUUAAGUUAAUGUUUGUUUGUUUUGUUUAUCACUCAAAAUCCCGCUAUUCAUAAUUUGCUUCCAAUCGCAAUAAAGCGGCGGAUUGGGCAUUGGAUUUCUUGUAUUCCCUCGAACAAACCGCUAAAGUCAACAAAUUUAGGCAUAGCUUUGAGUUUAUCAUAAUUAUUUUGUUUUGUUAUAUUUUUUAUAUUGAUUUUAAGUUUUUGAUUUUCAUUAAAGAAUAAAUUACGCACAUUGUUGAAAUAAUUAUAAUAAAUUGUUGUCACUAAUAAACUAAUGUAUCAUAAUAAUAAUAAUAAUACAAUGUAACAAUACAUAAUUAUUAACAGACAUACAUAUGUAUAUAAAAACACAAGUCGUAUAUUGGAUAAAAAGUUGGAUAGGAAAAAAGCAACUAUAAAACCAAGCUUAUGACAGAGAAUUUAUAAUGAAAAUGAAAGAAAUCCGAACGAUAGCGUAAACUUUAAAUAACGAAAAAGAAAGUAUAUAAAUAAUAUCCCAACAAACAAACGCAACCAAACUAAAAAAAAAAAAAACAAACAAAAUAAAA